AUGGCUAAGAAGGCGCGCCAGAGGAUUAGCUAUGUCCUCGAGCUCCCGGCCGGUUCGCAAGGCGGCGGCCACAGACUAGGCGUCAAUGGCCUCGCCGUCGACAAAGAAAACGCCAUCCUCUACUCAGGAGCCCGCGAUGGCUACAUCUGUGCAUGGGACCUCAACCUCAACCUCCAGGGCGGCGGCAGCGCGCCCCCGCCUGCGACCAAGACCAAGACCACCUUCCGCUCUCAGACCCAGGCUCACAUGGCCUGGAUCAACGAUAUAGUCCUCGCGAACAAUAACUCGGCCGUCGUCACUGCCUCGAACGACUUGACCGUCAAGGUCUGGCGCCCACACUCCGAGACGAACGAAAUCGCUGCUACCAUCGGCGAGCACGCCGACUACGUCAAAUGUGUUGCGACACCGCCUGGCGGCUCCGUCAACUGGGUUGCUUCCGGUGGCUUCGACCGCAAGAUAUACCUGUGGGACCUGAACGGAGGUGGAAAGACGCUCGAGAUCGACACCCAGGGAGACGAGAUCGCCGAGAAGGGCUCCAUCUACGCUCUGAGCGUUGGCCACAACAUCAUGGCCAACGGCGGCCCCGAGUCCGUCGUGCGCCUCUGGGACCCGCGUUCCGGCAAGAGGGUCACCAAGUUUGUCGGCCACACGGACAAUGUUCGGGGCGUCUUGCUCAAUGAGGCUGGCGACAAGGUCUUGACCGCCAGCUCCGACCACACCAUCAAGCUCUGGAGCGUCACGGCUGGCCGUUGUAUGUACACGUUCACCAUGCACGACGACAGUGUCUGGUCGCUUUUCUCCGACGACCCCGAGCUGGGCACCUUCUACAGCAGUGACCGAUCCGGGUUCGUUGUCAAGACGGACGUGCGAGGAAGCCAGGAAGACAUGGACGAGGGAUUGUCGGUGGCUGUCGCCCACGAGUCUCACUCCAUCAGCAAGGUCGUGGCCGCCGGCGACUACAUCUGGACCGCGACCAACACCUCAUCCAUCAACCGCUGGUCCAACGUGGACACGGGGCCUAGCCUACAGCUCCCCGAGGCUUUCCGACGUCAGCGCGCCGCAUCCACAGCCUCAAGGUCUAGGCAGCUGUCGAACCCAGCCCCCGCGAACUCGCCAAAGAAGGAAAUCUCGCCCACAUCCAUCUUAAGAAUCUCCAACACGGCAACAUUCCCCAUCCAGACCAACGCCAGCCCGGAAUCCCCCCCUGUUGCCGGAAACCACGGUCCGCAAGGGACCGAGCCUAUCAACCAAAACCCGGAGGAGACGAUUGAGGGCCAGUUUGGCCUGGUCAAGCACAGGCUCUUGAAUGAUAGGAGGAGAGUCCUCACACUAGACACGGCCGGCGAUGUUCUCAUGUGGGAUCUUAUCAAGUGCCAACCGAUCCAAAAGUUUGCCAAGAGGCACCUUGAGGAUGUUGAGCCAGAAGUGAACACCAUCGAGGCAGUCGCCCCUUGGUGCUCCAUUGAUAUCAGCUCCGGAAGUUUGACUGUAGUCCUGGAGCCGUUCAACUGUUUCGAUGCCGAGAUGUAUGCAGACGAUCUCGAGUUGGAAGAGCCAGUAGAGUUUCGCGAAGACCAGAGAAUCAACCUCGGGAAAUGGGUCCUCCGCUACCUGUUUGCCGGCUUGAUCGACGAAGAAAUUAAGAGGGAUGAGGCGUAUCGUCAGACGCUCAACGAGUCGGUGGAACGGAGGUUGGCGGCAAGCCGCUCGAACCCUCCAGUUGCGAUAAAUAUACCCCAAGGCGGCGUCGUGGACGACGACUCGGUAACUACCCCUCGCGCCAACGGCUCCCACUUCCCCUCGACGCCCGGUAUGGCCAUCGGGCUGGCAACUCCGGGCCCUGGCAAGCUUCAUGACGUUCCGGAAGGGGUGGCUACGCCAUCCAGCCCGCUCGACAACAAGUCGUCUCAGUUCAGCCGGCCUUCGAGCGAGAAGGAAGACUACUUCACCAGCGCCAUAGGGCCUAUCGAGGGUGCUUCGAAACCUACAGCUGCGCCGGCGACACCCGCCGAGCAGACGUCCACUGCCGACUCCAAGCCUAAUGGAGACACGGGCAAAGACAAGGAAAAGGAGAAGGAUAAGGAUGCCACCAACGGAAAGUCGCCUAGCACACCUUUCGGUAAGAAGUUCCGCAUGGGCAUGGGCAUGUCCUUUGGUAGCAAAAAGAUUGGAAGAUCUGCCUCGACGACGGCUCCGGAGAAGCCUGCCGUGGUGGACGAGAAGGCCGAGGAGUCAGAAGCGUCGUCGACGCACGAGAAGGAGGUCGAUGACAGUUUCUUGGGCGCCAUCCAGAAGAUCCGCAACGACUACGACAAGUCCCUGACGGAUAGCCCCGACAAGCUCAUUGAAACCAAGGUCACCCCGAGCUUGGCAAACGAUACGCCUGUGCUCAAGUUGCCACCCGGCACGAAGGUGGUUCUCCAAGAAGAGACGACUGGCGGCAGCGCCAACAUCUAUCAAGGCACCGUGGAGACGAUUGGUCAGGGUGCGGACAUUAUUGAACAGCGCGGUCCCAUGUGGCUGGGCGAAGUUCUGCUCCAAAACCAGAUCCCCUUGAAGGAACCUGUCAAGGUCUCGUUCGUGCUUCAGCCGUGGCAGAACAGCCUGCCUGACAUUGCCACAACAGACGGCAACAACCGUCUCAAUGCCAAUAGGAUGUUGCGCGUGAAGAAGAUACUGGCAUACGUGGCCGAAAGAAUCGACCCCCAGCCCGAAAAUCCGGAGCCAGGUGCGCUCCUACCUCACGAGUACUUGGAACUGUACUGUAACGAUAUGCUCCUACCAAUCACCAUGACCCUUGCAACGCUGCGAGCCCACGUAUGGAAGGGCGGCAACGACGUCCAGCUUCACUACAAGGCAAAUGGCCGCAAGGAGAUUCCAAAGCCGCCGAGCCCGGCCCCCGAGCAGCCUCCAGCCGCGGAAUCUGAGACGACGCCUUCGCAAGGCACUGCGACGCCUCCCCAAGCAGCUGCAUAG
Colletotrichum higginsianum IMI 349063 is the source of this 2976-nucleotide messenger RNA. Its product is annotated as WD domain-containing protein. NCBI's taxonomy places the organism in Eukaryota, Fungi, Ascomycota, Sordariomycetes, Glomerellales, Glomerellaceae. Gene Ontology annotation, molecular function: ubiquitin binding. Bases 1 to 2976 code for a protein of 991 amino acids. The transcript is spliced from 6 exons. The record is from RefSeq and is a predicted model, not a curated record. Gene Ontology annotation, biological process: double-strand break repair via homologous recombination; protein deubiquitination.